Dromaius novaehollandiae (emu) is the source of this 776-nucleotide messenger RNA. RefSeq names its product transmembrane protein 272 (gene TMEM272). The record is from RefSeq and is a predicted model, not a curated record. NCBI's taxonomy places the organism in Eukaryota, Metazoa, Chordata, Aves, Casuariiformes, Dromaiidae. The transcript is spliced from 4 exons. The coding region runs from base 12 to 575 and encodes 187 amino acids.
GGCGCUUCACCAUGACUGCUGGCCUGGAGAAAGCUUGUCAUCGGUGCAUAUCUAAAAUUGCCAGCAAUGUAUGCUUUAUAUUUGGGCUCCUUGCUUUCCUGGCUUUACCAUUGUCCAUGGCUUUUACAGGAAUGAAGUUUUUGGAAGACUGCCCAGUUCAGCCACUAAUCCCAUUAUAUCUGUUGGUGGGCGGCGUGAUUGGCAGCUUAAAGGUGACUCUCCUGCUGUACGACUCAACCAGGAUGAGGCAGCUGCUUUCCAAGUCUGUUGUGAUUGAUGAUGAUGAUGACGAUGAAUAUCCCUGGAGGCAGAAUGCUCACAAGUACUACAUCCACCUGACCCUCAGCCUCUUCCUCUUCCUUUGGUUCAUUCUUGGGAACUACUGGGUGUUUUCUGUGUACCUGCCAAAUUUCAUCCCACCUUUCCACCAGCCUCAGGAUUACUGUGAUAAAACCCUGUACAUUUUUGCUGUUGGUGUUCUCAUCGUUAGCCAUACUGUUCUCUUUCUCCUUAUCUUUUGUAGCUGCUGCAUAUAUUGUUUUUCCAGGCAAAGAUACUCUUCUGAGGAAGACUAAAUGCUACAGAAAUAAAGCCCUAGAUGCUUGGGAAAGGGUGUACACGAAGAGGAGGCAAUAAUUCACCCUUGUGUACAUCUGUGUUAUACUUGCAUGUAUGUAUGAUAGCUGCCAACUGCAGGAGGAAAUUGUAGAAUACCAUACCAUCUAGAAAUAGCUGAUCUGGAAUACAGCAUAGUCAUGUAAAAUUGCUGCUAGAGA